Elgaria multicarinata webbii is the source of this 1377-nucleotide messenger RNA. It is a transcript of the gene ANKRD33, whose product is annotated as ankyrin repeat domain 33. The transcript is spliced from 4 exons. Bases 1 to 1377 code for a protein of 458 amino acids. Gene Ontology annotation, molecular function: protein binding. The record is from RefSeq and is a predicted model, not a curated record. NCBI's taxonomy places the organism in Eukaryota, Metazoa, Chordata, Lepidosauria, Squamata, Anguidae.
AUGACCGAUGCUAGUAGUGAAGGAGAGCGAGGCACAUCAUCCACCCUAGAUGAGUCAGAUCCAGAACUAUACUAUGAGGAAAGCGAAGAGGAUGAUGAGAGUGAGAAUGAGAGCCACUUCGAAACUUCAGAGACCAGCAGCAUCCUGUCUGAUGACUCUGUUUACCCUGUGUAUGAACAUGCUGCCUCCACCGAUAAUGAUGGCGUGGAGCUCACGUUCUACCAGCGCUGUCUCAAGAACGAUGCAAAGCUGUUACUGGAGAAAAUUGACAGGGGGGUGACCCAGGAGGAAGUCAUGGAACUUGACAUCAAUGGACGGAAUGGUCUAUUGGUGGCAUGUUUCAAGGGCUUCGUAGACAUUGUCAUUGUUCUCAGCAAAUGCCCCUACAUAGAUAUCAAUCAUCAGGAUAACGAUGGAAACACGGCACUCAUGGUAGCAGCUCAGGCAGGACACAUCACUAUUCUUAACUAUCUCCUGAACUACUACCCAGAACUAGAGCUUGAGAAGCGAGACCUCCGGGGCCUGACGGCGCUCAUGAAGGCAGCGGUGCAAGGGAGGAACGAUUGUGUUGCAGCUUUGCUCAUGGCAGGAGCUGACCUGGCGGCAGUGGACCCAAUAAAAGGAAACACAGCACGGGAAUGGGCAGCCUUGACUGGGCGCUUUGAAACUAUCAUACGGAUCCGAACCCUUCUGGAGCGCCCUUGUGCCGAGCAAUUCUCUAGCAAGUACUUGCCCCAGUGGCCUGCGCUGCCGCAGUUGGUGGCACAAGCCCUAGCCACCAAAUCCAGAGCCCAGCGGCUGUCGGAUAAAAUCUGUGGCACCUUCAAGAUCAAUUUUCCACACGACCCCGAGCCAGAUGGUGUGAUGGAUCACAUGGUGCGCAUGACCACUUGCUUGGCCAGCCCGUUUGUGGGCACUGCUUGCCAAACUGUCUGCCCCGACAGCCCACCAGAAGUGGGCAAGCAGAGACUCUCAGUGCCGGAGAUCCUCCAGGAAUACACACCAGAUCCUGAUGCCAAAUCCUCCGCCGGCGAGUCAUCCUGCAACGGCCAGCUCAUGACGCCGACCCGGGUCCUGGUGCCCUACAAACAACCCAGUACCAUUGUGAAGAUCCUGUCCUUUCCCCUGCGCAUCCACCGCAACAGCGUCUUCCCCGGGGGGGUCCCCAAAAUCCAACUCACCAAGUCGCCUGCCCAGUCGGUUCCCAAAGAUAACAAGCCUCAGCACUCCAAGGACAAGAACAAGCUGGAGUUGCCAAAGUGGCGGUACAAGGAGCUCAAGGAGCAGAAGAAGAAAGCAGAAGAAGAAUCAGGGAAGCCCAAGAAAGAGAAGGGCAAGGGCAGGGGGAAAGGCAAAGGCAAAGGCAAAAGGUCAUAA